AUGUUAAAACAUAAAAAUGUUUGGGAUCAUUUUCAUGCAGAAUCUCCAGACCGAAUGACAGCAAUUUUGGAUAUGUUAGAAAAUGAAAAAUUAAAUGAUAAAUUAACUAAAAUUUCACAUAUUUCAUUGUCAAAAAAUGAUAUUGCUCUUGUACAUCCUAUGUCAUAUAUUGAGAAACUUGAAAAUUUAUGUAAAAAUGGAUGUGAUAAAGAUAGAGAAGACUUUUGCAAAAAACAUGAUAGUAUAUAUAUGGUUAGUGAAACAUAUGACUGUGCAUUAAGAGCAGUUGAAUGUUGUUGGAGUAUCACAAAAUCUGUCCUUGAAAAUAGGAAAUCUAAUGGUUUUGCUUUAGUACGACCUCCAGGACAUCAUGCUUAUAGUGAUAAUCCUAAUGGAUUUUGUUUUUUUAAUAACAUUUCAAUAUGUGCUAAAAAAGCUAUGAAAGAUUAUGAUAAUGUUAGGAAAAUUCUUAUAAUAGAUUGGGAUAUUCAUUCAGGGCAGGGGACACAAUUUUCAAUAAAAGAUUGUGAUCCAAAUAUUCAAUUAAUAUCUAUUCAUAGAUAUGAAAAUGGUAAAUAUUGGCCACAUUUAGUUGAAUCUAAUUUUGAUGAAUCAUUUUCCUCCAAUACAUUAAACAUUCCAUUAAAUGAAGUUGGUUUAAAUGAUUUUCAUUAUAUUCAUAUAAUGUGUAAAGUAGUUUUUCCUUUUAUUUUUAACUUUAAACCAGAUUUAAUUUUGGUUUCAUGUGGUUAUGAUGCAGCAAUAGGUGAUCCAAAAGGAGAAAUGAUGGUAUCUCCAUAUUUUUAUGGAUUAAUGACAAGACUUUUAAGUAGUCUUUCCAUACCAUUAGCAUUAUUUUAUGAAGGUGGAUAUUUAAUUGAAUCUAUUACAAUUUCAGCAAAAGAAACAAUUUCUGGUCUUAUUGAUAGGGAAAUAUUUAAUUAUUAUAAAUCGAAUUUACCACCAGAUAAUUCUAUUAAUUUUAAGAAUGAAUUUUUCUGGAUGAUUAAUAAAUUAACCAGUCACAAUAAUCUUCAUAAAAAUAUUAAUACUUUAAAUUAUUACUUAACACAAAAUACAAUUCAAUUAUCACCUUUAUACCAACCUUCAAAAGAAGAGUUAAAAAUUUAUCAAUUUACACCACCUGCUAUAACAAGAGGAGUAUAUACUCAGUUAAGUAAUGAAGAAAUUACUACUGCUCAUGAAUAUAUAGUACAUUCUAUGAAAUGUCAAAAUAUUGAAAAUGACACAAAAAAUUUAAUUCAUAUUGAUUUUAAUGAUGAAAAAAAAAUUCUUACUUUUACUGGUAAUAAACAUCAAGAAACUAUUUCAAUAGUAAUAGAUGACUUAACAAUUUUUACUUUUAUUUUGACAUAUAUAAUUAUACCUAAUAUUUUUUGUUUUACAUCAAAUGAAAAUUUUGACAAAUUUUUAUCAAACUGGAAUAUAAUGACUAUAAACAAUUACGAUGAAAAUUUGGCAAUUAAAAGUAUAAUUGAAAAAUUGUUUUCAAAAUUUAAUCUUCAAUAUUAUUAA
Strongyloides ratti is the source of this 1536-nucleotide messenger RNA. Its product is annotated as Histone deacetylase 10. The record is from RefSeq and is a predicted model, not a curated record. NCBI's taxonomy places the organism in Eukaryota, Metazoa, Nematoda, Chromadorea, Rhabditida, Strongyloididae. Gene Ontology annotation, biological process: chromatin organization. Gene Ontology annotation, molecular function: histone deacetylase activity. The transcript has 2 exons. Gene Ontology annotation, cellular component: histone deacetylase complex. The coding region runs from base 1 to 1536 and encodes 511 amino acids.